GGUUAUUUUCCCAUGAUUCCUUGCGUUCAUCAUGGCCGCGCUGUGCUGUCCGCCAUGCGUGUAAACACUCGUUAAUUCAUCGAAGAGGAUCAAAGUUUAAAAGUGUUAAAUGAAUAAUUUUAAACACACAACUACUUUCCGACUACAUUUGACUUGAAGACCAGGUACGAAGCGAAGAUGAAAGUCAAAUCCAAGUCAACGAAUCACAAAUCUGAGAACACCUACAGGUUUCUCACUUUUGCUGAGAGGCUCUCCAAUGUCAACAUUAACAUCAUCCACCGGAUUGAUAGAACUGGAUCCUAUGCAGAGGAAGUCGAAACCUAUUUCUUCGAGGGCCUGACAAAAUGGAGGGACCUCAACUUGACAGAAAACUUUACUACGUUUGUGAAGGAGGUCUCCAACAAGAGUCAGUCGUUCAACAUGCUGGUUUUCCAUCAAAAGUCCAUCGUCGAGAGUCUGAAAACACACUUAGAAGUCAAGAGCAGUCUGGCCUACGAACCUCUGCUCGACUUGGUGGUGCAGUUGGCCCGAGACCUGCAGGCUGACUUCUACCCUCACUUCCCCGAGUUCUUCACGCUGAUCACCGCGAUGCUGGACACCAAGGACAUGGAGGUUCUGGAGUGGGUUUUUACAUGCCUUUCCUACCUGUACAAGUACCUGUGGCGGCUCAUGGUCAAGGAUAUGGACAACAUCUACAGCUUGUACAGCACACUUCUGGAGCACAAGAAGGACCACAUCCGCAGGUUUGCAGCAGAGAGUUUUGCGUAUCUGAUGAGAAAGGUUCCCGAUUUGGACGUCCUGCUGUCUUUUAUAUUCUCCGACCUGCAGCAGCACCCGGCCAAGGCCGAAGGAGUCGGACGGCUGGUUUUCGAGAUGUGCAAAGGCGUCCGGCACAUGCUUCACUCGUGCGCCGCAACCGCGCUUCCCACGGCUCUGCGUAAGAUCGGACCUAUCACCAACCCGGGGCCCCCUUUGCCGUGGGACCUGGUGCGGGAUGCGCUGGAUCACACAGCCCAAGCUGCGGCCAAUCAUGUGGAGAAAGAACAGUUCUUGGUUUUUUGGGAGUCUUUACAGGCCAGCGUGGACGAGGUUUUCGGCAUUUUGGAGGCCAAGGGAGAUGAGUCCGGAGCUGCAGGAGAGCAGCUCGAAAGGCUGCUGUUCAUCCUCCACACUUUGGUGUCUCACAAGGACGGCGCUAAGAUCACAAAGCCAGAGGCCGUCAGCCAGACCGUGCUGCGCCUUAUUCAGAGUUCCCAGCUUUCCACUUCCUGUUCACGUCUGCUCCUCCAGAUCAUCUCCUCCUUGCUCCUUGGGGAGAACAUCGUACUCCCUGACACUCUCAUCCAAGAAGUGGUCCACAAGGUUUUUAGCAGCUCAGUUGGAGAAGAUCUCAUCCUCGAGUUUACCAAGGAGAUGUUCACCAUGAAGCAGUUUGAGCAGCUUUUUCUGCCCACCCUCCUGAGCUUCACCACCGGCUUGUUCGGCUGCGGAGAUCCCGUGUCCCGCCACCGCGCGCUGGAGGUGCUCGUCAACCUGAUCCUCGUCAAAGCCCCGCCGCCCACAGACGGCGCCAUGGCGUUUGAGACCUACCCGCUGCUCUUCACGGGGCAGACCACCGGUGUGUUCAGCAACAAGGCGGAACCAGAGCUGAGAGCGGUGCCGGAGCUGGUCCUGUCGCUCAUUGCAAUACCCGAGCAGAAAAACGGGCCCGUCGCUGAUCUGUCGCUGCGUUGGAGCGCACUGGUGCUGCUGCCACACCUCAGGCCUCUUGUUCCAGCUAAUGUCUUCCCUGCGAUCACUGCCUUUUUAAACCACAUGCUGUGUGAAAUUGAGAUGGAAAAUUUGGGAAAAGCCGGUCUGUUUGUUGCCGCACAAGCCCUCAGCUCCCUCCUCACUCUGGACGGUUCGGCCCACCCGCUCUCUCUGGCCACUGUGGAAAAAAUCACGACCAUCCUGAGGAAGUUCCCCACAGAACUCUCAGCCCUGCUUCUCGGAGACCUCUAUUACACCCGCCUUUCCUUGAGUGGCGCUUCAGAGCAUCUAUCCCAUGAUGCACUUCUAGAUAUUUACCAGAUUCUGCAUGGGAACCUGUCCUCCAACAUAUCCAAGAUGCGGCUGCUGACCCUCAGGAUCCUUUCAAACUUCGAGCCAAAGCUUCCAGUCCCAGAGGAGCCCGACGAAAGCGUCGAGGUGCAGCCCGUGUUCGCCGUCAUCCUGCAGGCGGAACUGGUGCCCGCCUCCGUUCAGGACUACCGGGAAAAACUGCUGCACCUGUGCAAACUGCGGCACGACUUGGUGCAGCGCAGCCUGCCGCAAGGGCCGCGCGGCACCUUCCAGCAGGUGCCUCUGCGUUACCUCUUAGCAAUGCUAUUUGUCAACUUCAAGCCACUAUGGGAUCCCGUCAUUGAACUUCUCGGGAGCCACGCCAGGGGGAUGGACAACAAAGAAUUCUGGAUGGUGUACCAUGAACAUCUACAAAAAGUGGCCGUGUUAGCUGAGAAAGAACUACAUGAAAGUAGUGAUGAAGACGAUGAUGAUGAAGUGGAAGACAUGGACGUCCAGGCCGAGCCUGGCUGCGACGUCAUCGAAAGCGGCGACGCGGGGGUGCUCUUCCUGCAGCAGCUCAAGUCGACCUUGCACCCCAACGAGAGGACGGACUUCUCCAACUUCCGUGGCCUGAUGUGGCGUGCCAUGGCCCAGUUUCCGGACAGGGUGGAGCCACGUAGCCGGGAGCUGAGCCCCCUGCUGCUUCGGUUCAUCCAGAAUGAGUUUUAUCUAGCGGACUUGCUGGUGGCGCCAACUCAGGACUUGAGGAAAAAGAAUGAGACUGCCCGGGAGGCACCCGCGACGAUGGAGAAGGAAGAGGAGGAGGAAGAGGAAGAUAAAGAGGAGGAGGAGGAGGAUGGCAAACGACAAAGGAAAGCGCCACCACGGAGAGCGGCCGCAAAGCAGCUCGUCACCCACCUGAACGUUUUCGCCAAGUUCGCCAAUCCUCGCUCGCUCUGCAUGGAGAGCAGCCUGAGAGAACUCUACUACCGACUCCUCUGCCAUCAGGAUAAAAAAAUCCAGCAAGUGGCCCUCCAGUGUAUUCUUACAUAUAAAGAUCCGUUCGUAGUCCCGUACAAGGACAAUCUGGAAAAGCUGUUAGACGACAAGCAUUUCAAAGAAGAAAUUGUCCACUUUAACAUCUCGGAGGAGACGGGAGUUGUCGACGCUUCACACAGAGCUGGACUCAUUCCCUUACUCAUGAGGAUCCUGUUCGGCCGUCUGCGCAGCAAAGGCAACAGCCGCUUCCAGAGCAAGGCCAGCGCCUCCACGCGCUCUUCCAUCAUCCUGCGUUUCCUGGCCGGAUGCCACGAGGCGGAGCUGGGCAUGUUUGUGGAUCUGCUGCUGGAGCCCGUCUGUCACCACGGCGAUGGUCCCUGUCGGGACGCGGUCGAGCGAGCCGUUGCCGAGACGGAAGCAGGCGCUGUGCUGCCACUGGGCCGCCAGCACAGCCUUCUGAACAUCAUCAACGUGGUCAUCCAGAAGCUGGGCCACCUCAUUGAGGACCACCUGCCCAAAAUGCUGCAGAUCAUGCUCUGCGUCACAGCCUCCGUGUCCGCCAUGCUGGAGAUCAGGGAACAGCUGCGGCCCGGUUGCAUCAGUCCUUUAAAGAACCUGAGGCGCCUCGGUAUCCUGAUCGUCCAGGACUUUUUUGAGAACUUUGACAACUUCGACUUCAGCGCGGAUCAGUUGGAUGGCGUCUUCAUGGCUGUUGUGUGGCCUCAGGUGCAUCGCCUCCCAACUGAGAGUCCUUACUCGCCCACUCCACUACUGAAGCUCAUCUAUGUGUGGUGUAAACACGCCAGGUAUUUCCCGCUCUUGUCCAAGCAGCGGCCCGACCACCCGGAGUGCGACGUACUCCUGAACGUCUUCGCCCUCCUCUCCGCCAAGAACAGCUCGCCCGCCACCCUCGCGAUGGUCAUGGACAUAGCCGAGUCCCUGGCGACCAUGCAGGACUUUGUCGCCACGGAGACGCAGGCAGAGCUGAGUGUGGGCGGCAGUGUCUUUCCACAGCCUGCAGACGGCACGCUUGCUGCAGACUCAUUGACGCAGGGCUCCAGGUUGCUGGCGCCUCACAUCACCACCCUGCUGCACUACCUCAGCGCAGUGGUCUGCAACACUGACAGGCUCAAGAAGAAGAAAUUUCGCUUGCAGGUGUCCAAGGAACUCAACAUCCUCUCCAAAAUCAGUGUGUUCGUCAGCGAGAAAGAACAGAGUUCAACACUUAUCAGGCUGUUACUGCCUUACCUGUUAAAGGGCAAAAACCCCGAGGAGUUGGAACUGGACAUCCUGGCCACCGUGCAGAACCUCCUACGGCAGUGCCUGCAGCCCUCGGCGUUCCUGCAGCCGCUCAGCAAACUCUUCUCUGUCGUUCACAUGAAGCUGCCAAGGCAGGCCCUCACCCGUGUCUUCCAGACGUUAUCAGAAAUUGAUCCGUCGCUCGCAUACAUCACCGACAUGGCCGCAAAGCUCAACGCCUUCGACAGUCGCCACUUGGAUGAGGUUUACUUUGACGUACGCUUGACAGCUUUCCAGGACGCCACCAAGCGUGUGAAAGAGAUGGAGUCCCUGGACCUCAACUACAUCGGCACACUCAUCCAUAACUGCUUCCACACUUAUGAGAUUCAGGACAUGUCGCUAGGCGACAACGCCACGUUGUGUCUCUCAGCAAUAAUUAGCCAGGUGGAGGCGGUCGGCGCCGGAGAGCAAGUCUAUAAGGACGUCAUCCAACACACAAUCUUGGAGGCUGUGCACAAGGGACUUCGGAGCAAAACAGAGAGUGUGCAACAGGAAUACACCAAUGUACUGGCCUGCUUGGUGAAGACCUUCCCGACAAGGAAAGAGUUCCGAGACAUGGUGCAGCUCACUGACUACAAUGACCCCGAGUCCGACUUCUUUGAGCACAUGAAGCACAUCCAGAUCCACCGUCGAGGUCGGGCCCUGAGGAAGUUGGCCAAGCAACUAACCGAGGGCACAGUGGUGCUGUCGCCUCGUUCGCUCCAGAAUUUCAUCAUGCCGUACGCCUUGACGGCCCUGAUGGAUGAGAAAAUGCUCUCGCACGAGAGCAUGAGGACCGCAUCUGUGGAGGUUGUGGGUGCCGUGUGCCGCCGGCUGACUUGGUCCAAAUACCUUUUCUACGUGAAGCACUUCGUUCACAUUUUGCAGACGUCGCAGGCCGAACAGAAACUGGCUGUGAAUUUGCUGGUCAAAGUCCUCGACGCGUUCCACUUCGAUCACGAGACCCUGACCCGAGAGAUGGAAGCUGCUAAAGCACGAGAAGCCUCGAGCACUGCGACAGAUCUUCAGGAGCAAGAACCUGGGGACGGACAGUCAGAGGCCAUGGACAUCGACGGCGAGCUUCCUGCGAAAACUGCCACUGUCGAAACUCCUGGCGAAGUAAAUGUUGUUGCCUCAAAGAAAACGACUGUUAAAGCGAAAACCCCGCCAGCUCCCAAGCCAGUGGCGGUUUCCUGCGGGCUCCCACAGAGCAAAGAGGAGCUGGAAUUGCUUAUGAGCACCAUCCAAGAGAGCGUAACUGGCAGCGUCUUGCCUCGGCUUCAUAAAUGUCUCAAUGCCAAGGUGAAACGUGAUGAUGAGCACAAGACGGUAAAGUCGAAGGAUGUGAAGGAAGAGGAAGUGGCACGCAUUCCGAUCGCCUUCGCCAUGGUCAAACUCAUGCAGACUCUUCCGCCGGAGAUCAUGGAAGCCAACCUGCCGGGGAUUCUGAUCAAGGUGUGCGUGAUACUGAAGAGCCGAUUCCAGGAGGUCCGCGACGUGGCCCGGGGAACGCUGCUGAAGAUCAUAGAGACGCUGGGCUACCGCUACCUGCAGUACCUGCUGAAGGAGAUGCAGGGCAUCCUCGUAAAAGGUUACCAGGUCCACGUUCUGACAUUUACUGUGUACCAGCUGCUCUCGGCCCUGAGUCCAACUCUGAAAAGUGGUGACUUGGACCCGUGCAUGACCAUUCUUAUCGACAUCUUCAACAACGAGCUGUUCGGCGUCAUCGCCGAGGAGAAGGAGGUGAAGGGCAUCGUCUCCAAGCUGAUGGAGGCGCGACACAGCAAGAGCAUGGACUCCUAUGAAUUUCUGGCCCAGUUCUGCAGCAGGGAGAGCAUCACCAAGCUUGUUCUGCCAUUGAAGGAGAUCCUGGAGAACUCGUCGAGUAUCAAAGUUUGUAACCGCGUCGCAGCUGUUCUGCGGCGCCUGAUUCUGGGUCUGCUGGUCAACACAGGCAUGAGCUCCUCUGACAUCCUGCUGCUUAGCCACGGUCUCGUCAGCCAGAGCCUGCCUCUGCUCACGAAGAAAGACAGGGACAAAGCUCAGCCUCCGCCAGACGCUCGAUUGCCCCCUCCCAGCUGCCUCCUCCUCCCGCCAACUCCGAAGAGGGGUGGCGUCAAACCUUCAGUUAGUAGAAAGACCAACAUGCACAUCCUGGUGGAUGCGGGUCUUAAGCUGCUCCAUUUGAGUCUGAAGAAAGCCAAAGUGACGUCUUCUGAGGAGUCGGCCCUCGAGAUGUUGGACCCAUUCGUAUCGCUGCUGCUUGAAUGCCUCAACUCCAUGCAUGUCAAGGUGAUCACAGAGGCUCUGUUGGCAUUUAUAUGGGUGCUGAAGUUCCCGCUGCCCUCUGUGGAGAAGAACAUGGGUCACCUGACCAAGCAGCUUUUUGUCCUGCUGAAGGAUUACUCCAAGGCUGGGGCUGCCCGCGGGGAGAACUACCUUCUGGUCCAGAACUGCUUCAAGACUAUUACAAUACUGGUGAAAAAUGUGAAGAACAGCAAGAUUUCCGAGAUCCAGCUGCAGGUUCUGCUCGGUUAUGCCGAGGAGGACAUCUACGAUCACUCUCGGCAGGCGACUGCCUUCGGCCUCCUAAAGGCAAUCGUGUCCCGGAAGCUCAUCGUUCCCGAGAUGGAGCCGCUGAUGAGAAAAGUGGCCAAGCUGUCAAUAACAGGGAAUAACUCGAUGAUCCGAGUCCACUGCAGACAGAUUUAUCUUAAAUACCUGUUGGACUACCCUGUGGGGAAGAAACUGCCGCAGCAUUUGGACUUUAUUGUGGCCCAGCUGGCGUAUGAACACGACAUUGGCAGGGAGUCGGCGCUGGAGAUGCUCGCCCACAUCUUCCAGAGUUUCCCUCAGAGCUUACUAAUGAAGUUCAGCAACCUCUUCUUUGCCCCGCUGGCCCUGGUCUUGGUCAACGAUGACUCGGCACGCUGUAAGAAAAUGGCCGCCAUGGCCAUCAAGUCCCUCCUGGCCAAACUGGACGCCAAUGAGCAGAACUCGCUGUUCUCCCUUGUCAGCACUUGGCUGAAUGAAGAUAAGGUGAGCCUGAGGCGUCUGGGCGCUCAGCUUUGUGGUUUGUUCGUGGAGGUCGAGGAGGAGAACUUUGCCAAGCGGCUCGACAACCUUCUGCCCCUGUUGGAGAAGGAGCUCAACCCAGACAACUACAAAGAUAUUGAUGAAGAGGAGGAUGAGCGAGCAGCAGACAGGCUCUUGUUUACUUACCUCACGCUUGUCACCAAACUGAUCAAGUACUGCGGCUUCCUGGAACUCACCAAACCUCGUGACACCCUCACCCACAUUUGGGGCCACGUCGAAGCCCACCUGCUCUACCCUCACUGCUGGGUGUGGCUGACCGCCUCGCAGAUCUUCGGCCAGCUCUUCGCGGCCCGCCAGGCGGAGGAGCUGGUUGCGGCGUGGAGACAAAAGAGGGGCAAGGAAUCGUUGCCUCAGGUGGCGCCCGCUUUCAUCAGCAGCAAUCUGGACAAAAAGAUGAGAGCGCUGGCGUUAUCCUUUUGCCAGCAGCUGCAGUCGAAAUUCUUGGAUGAGACAUCCGGCGAGCAGGUGGUCAAAAACCUCCUCUUUGUGGGCAAGGUCAUCUACCUCCUUUCCCCGGGGUCGGACAUCGCCGCCCCUGAGGAGGAAAUGGAGGAUGAGAAACAGGAAGAAGAGGAGGAGGAGGAGGAGCAGCAGCAGCAGCAGCAGGCGGAUGAAGAGGAGAUGGAGGGAAAAAAAUGUGAGAAGGAUGAAGAAGAACAGGCUGACGACCAGGACAACAAACCUCCGUCGCUGCUGUGGCUGAUAAAGAAGCUGUCGCUGACGGCCAAAAGGGAGGCGGCAGAGACUCCCAAAAUUCCCCUGAAGAGAACCUGUGUGUUUAAAUUCCUGGGCGCGAUCGCAAUGGACCUCGGCAAGGAGCGACUCUGCCGAUAUUUGACCACCAUCAUUGCUCCACUAUAUCGAGAACUGGACAGUACUUACGCAGACCAAGAUCCGACAUUGAAGAACUUGGCCCAGGAGCUGAUUGAGAUGAUGAAGAAACAAGUGGGACUGGAGAGGUUCUCGCUAUCUUUCUCGACGGUGCAGAAGCAGUUUUCAGUGCGGCGGGCCACGCGCAAGCGACAGCGAGCCAUGCAGGCGGUGACAAACCCCGACAUCGCUGCGAAGAAGAAACUCAAGAAGCACCUCAAUAAAAUUGAAGCCAGAAAGCGCAAGAUCGAGUUCCUUCGGCCUGGCUACAAAGCCAAGAAGCACCGCAGCCACGCGCUAAAGGACCUGGCCAUGGUGCAGUGA
Molecule: messenger RNA, 8613 nt
Organism: Syngnathoides biaculeatus (alligator pipefish)
Lineage: Eukaryota; Metazoa; Chordata; Actinopteri; Syngnathiformes; Syngnathidae
Gene: utp20
Product: UTP20 small subunit processome component
Exons: 60
Coding region: 178-8613 (2811 amino acids)
Cellular component (GO): nucleolus; 90S preribosome; small-subunit processome
Source: RefSeq, a predicted model, not a curated record